AUGGAUUGUGACAUCACUGUCGCGGAGAGGUCACCCAAAGGUCGAUUUAUAAGAAAUAAAGAAGAAUUAGGCAGUGGCGCACAAAAACAAGUAUAUAAAGCUUAUGAUCUUGAGCGUGGCAACGAAGUAGCCUGAAAUGCUGUAAACUUGUAUACAAUCAGCGAAAAGAGGAGGAAAAGACUUACCGAAGAAAUUACGUUAAUUAAGAUGUUAGACCACCCAAAUGUCUUAAAAUGCCGAGGAGCUUGGGUUGCAGCUGGCCAAUGCAUUUUUAUUAUUACUUUUAGGCUAUUUAGCAAUAAUAAUUUUUGUGUAUUGUCUAUUUAUAGUAAAAAGGAUACUGAUCUAUGCACAGGUGGUUCUUUAAAAUCUUACAUAAGAAAAAUUCAUUCACUAAGACGUCGUGUUAUUAAAAAUUGGUGUAAAGGGAUUUUAGAAGGGCUGAAUUAUUUGCAUACACAAAAUCCUCCUAUUAUCCAUAGAGAUAUUAAAUGUGAAAAUAUUUUGCUGGACUCUACAACGGGGAUUGUAAAAAUAGGGGAUUUAGGACUGUCUACUGCCUUGUCAACGUCUCAGAGAAGCUUUAAAGGGACGCCGAGCUUUAUGGCGCCUGAAAUGUAUGAUGACAGGUAUGGCCCUGGGGUGGGAUAUCCUAUAUAUUAUGAAUAAUUACUAUUAUUUAAUAGUUAAAAUUUCUAAUGCUUUAUAUAAAAAAAUAUAUUUAUUCAUUUGGAAUGUGCCUACUCGAGAUGUGCACAUUAGAAAACCCUUAUUCGGAGUGCCAAAAUGCGAUGGAGCUUUUUCAGAAAGUAAUAAACCAUAAAGCUCCAAAUGCACUGUUGCGAAUAAAAGACUCACAAAUUGUAGAAUUGAUCAAGCAGUGCUUACUUCCUGCUGAUUCACGUCCAACGGCUGGAGAGUUGUUAAGAAGUGAAUUCUUAAACUCAGAGACCAAAAUUGAUAGAGAGCCAGUAACUGUCGAGGAUAAUAUUUUGCCAGAAUCUGUUACUAUUAGUAUGAGCCUGGCGAAUUAUUUACAAAAUUCUCAAAUAAUCAGUUUUGAUUAUUUUUUAAAAAAAGACACACCAGAAAAUGUUAAGUUAAUGCUAUAAGGCUAUAAGUAGAUAGGUCAUUAGCCUGCAAAUCUAAUCUAAAGAUUGCUCCCUAGGCUUGAGCCACCUCUUGCAGGCCCCGUUAGUCCAGAUAAGAAAAGCUAACUGGGAGGCAAAACCUGUCUAGCUCAUCUAGCAAGAACAGGGAAAACUUUCGGGGAAGAAGAAACAAACCCCCUCUUCAAGUUAGAAGACCUACUUCAAAAAGUGAAGAAGCACCAUUUUCAGCCUCAUCAGGACGGGUUCUACCUGUUUCAUAAAAAAAUGCAUCUCGAAGUCCAUCUUCUUUCAUCAUCAUUUUAUUUCUAAACACCCCAGAAGGCAUUGCAUUGGAAAUUAUCAAAGAAUUCCAAAUCCACAAAGCAGUUUUACCUCAGUUGAUUACACAAAUUACACACCUUAUCAAUUGUAAAGUAAGACUUAUGCCUCAAACCCACAUACAAGAAGCAAAACUAAUAGAAAUUUAG
Messenger RNA from Blepharisma stoltei, 1579 nucleotides. NCBI's taxonomy places the organism in Eukaryota, Ciliophora, Heterotrichea, Heterotrichida, Blepharismidae. The record is from the annotation of a GenBank genome assembly.